AUGAUCAGCGUCGACGCAGCCGAGUUUCCGGAAUGCGAUUCCGUGGCUGCCAAUUCAUUCAUUAACAACACGCGAUCCAAUUGCAGCCACAGCCUAAUUUACUGCGAUGGCGAUAACUCGCAGUUCUGCGAUUCGACCGUGCUCUGCGACCUGGAAUACACCUGCCCGCCGGCCACGAACGGCAGCACCACGCUGCUGCCGCUGCCCGCCGACGAGGAGCCCGCCCCAACGACCAGCAGCGACAGCUCCACCGACUCCACUGUGUCCACGCCGGCUACGCUGGACGUGCGUGCGCUGUGCCGGCGCGGCGUAACCAAGAAGUACAUGUAUCCCGGCAACUGCAACUAUUACUACUAUUGCGUGGAUGGUUUUCUGAUUGUGGAGCAGUGCCCCAUCGGCUACGCCUACAAUGAACUGGCUGGCAAGUGCAGCGGACGCAUCCAAGAUGUGGCCGCGUGCCGGCAGCCGUGA
This is a messenger RNA of Drosophila novamexicana, 471 nucleotides long. RefSeq lists its product as uncharacterized. The transcript has a single exon. The coding region runs from base 1 to 471 and encodes 156 amino acids. Lineage: Eukaryota; Metazoa; Arthropoda; Insecta; Diptera; Drosophilidae. The record is from RefSeq and is a predicted model, not a curated record. Gene Ontology annotation, molecular function: chitin binding. Gene Ontology annotation, cellular component: extracellular region.